Messenger RNA from Aspergillus uvarum CBS 121591, 660 nucleotides. RefSeq lists its product as uncharacterized. The record is from RefSeq and is a predicted model, not a curated record. The transcript is spliced from 3 exons. NCBI's taxonomy places the organism in Eukaryota, Fungi, Ascomycota, Eurotiomycetes, Eurotiales, Aspergillaceae. Bases 93 to 515 code for a protein of 140 amino acids.
GAACAACAUCCGCUACAACACUUCUCUAUUCCGCAAAGCAAUCCCCGGCCCAGUCCCAGUUCGCACAUCAACCAUCUAACAAAUUUCUCAACAUGGGCUGGCUCGGUACUCUUCGACCUGUGUAUGGCGACCACGCGAGUGACAAACCCGACAACACCAUCCCAGUCCUCAACAACGACAACGGGGACAUUAAUGCCGGCUAUGGUGGAAGAUUCGUCUGGCUGGUCGCCCAAUACCACGAUGAGCGAGGCACGGGGAUCUCCGACAUCCGAGUCGUCUUCUCCGACCACGCCCGCGAGGGAGCCCUGGAUCUGGCCAAGGGAGCGGGCGGGUUGUAUCGCUACCUGGAAUUUCGCUAUGGCGGCGAGGGCGAGCGGCAUGUGAAGCAGGUGGUGCUUGCGCGGCGGAGCGAGCCAAUGACCGCGGCCACCGCGCAGAGGCUGGGCUUUCAGGACUUCAGCGACAAUAUCGACCACGGGCGCCGAUCGUUCAUUUACCUGCUGUGGAAUUAUUGAUCAGUACUCUCUUUGAGCGAUCGGUGAAUUGGUGAUCGGAGGGCAUGAUAUGUUGUUCAACUGCUGUGUAUUCAAAGGGAUCCGAGGUGAGGGAGUGUGGAGUUGAGAAUAAGAUAGUAGAGAAAUUCUUAACACUCGCGAUGUG